AGCCGUGUUCGCAGCGUUAUCUUUGGAGUCAAGAGGCGCGUGCCCGCGAAUUACACAGGCACUCAUCACGGCGCGGUCACGAGGGCUACUUCUGAGCGACUUUCAGAACAUUGGGAAAAGUUUGUAAAAUACGGACAGGGAACCAGAGAAAGGCAGCAGAAGAAGAGACGCUGCUCGGAACCAGUCCCCGUCAUGGACGACCUAGACGCCCUGCUGGCCGACCUGGAGUCCACGACCUCCCACAUCUCCAAGCGCCCCGUGUUCCUGGCCGACGAGACGCCCUACUCCAUCCCCACCGGAGGCCACUCCUACCAGGAUGUGUCGGCGCCUCCCCCGGUGCCCCCUCCCCCCUCCACAGACGCUCUGAACGGCUCCCUGGUCGAGCCACCGGACUCCCGUCACUCCUCCCAGCAGUCCUUAGGUUUGGCCAAGACAAACUCCUGGUCCGGGGACAUCAGCCCCCCACAGUCUCACAUUGAAGAGGAGCACGUCUACAGCUUUCCAAACAAACAGAAGCCGUCCGACUCGUCUGCAGCAGCCAUGACCUCCGCCCUGGGCAAUAACCUGUCGGAGCUGGACCGGCUACUGCUGGAGCUCAACGCCGUGCAGCAGAACUCCCCCUCCUUCCCCACCACAGAGGAGGCCGCGCCGCCCCUGCCGUCCUGCAGCAUCACCCACUACGAGAACGGCGGCGCCCCGGAGAUCAGGGUCAGCGCCCCGCCGCUGGACAAGCCCAAGAGGAACGGGGCGCGGCCGGACGAGGGCCGGCCCGGCGUGGAGGAGCUGCUUGGCGGUCUUGAGGGAUCCGUCCCCGUGCCCGGCCCCAGGCCAUCUGAUCUUCACAGUGAGUUGGACACACACUCUCAGCAGCAAGCUCGGAUUUCGGCCUCCUGUGCGACGCGAGAGCUCGAUGAACUCAUGGCUUCCCUCUCUGACUUCAAGCCUAGUUCUUUGGGCCCUGGGCUAGAUCAAACGGGGGCCUUUCCCUGCUCUAGCCACUCUCCGGUGUCUUUCUCUGUCAGCCCUGUGGCUUCCCCCUCGCCCAGCCAGUCCCAUACGUCUCCCUGGCCCUCCUCACGCUUCUCCAUGCCCACAGGCUUCGAGCUUCACAUAGACGAGGAGGGAAGGGACAGCCGUAUAUCUACAAAUGGUCGACACCCCUUCCCUUGCCACAGUCCAGUCUCCACCCUCUCUACGGCCAGCGAGACAGACUUUGAACCAGACUUUGACAUCGAAGUGUCAGCCAACAUGCUGUCCUCCCAGCUCCGGUCUCUGGUGGUUCUCACCCACGGAGCGAGCAGCAACAACUCGUCCAAUCUGCUCAGAACCAGCUCCAGUCCCUCCACCACCCCGUCUCUGACCUCGGUCAACACCGUGCUGGACCACAAGUCCUCCAAGUCCUGCAGUCCCUCUGCGGAACGCAUUUCCCCCAGUUCCCCGUUUGCCAAGCACCACUAUGAACAAGACACUGCAGCCAAGGGGCCCAACGGCUGCAACGACCUCAACUUGGGUUACUACCACCCAACCUCUAACCACAACCUGUCGUCUCCCUCCUCUGGGCCCAAGACGCCCUCCCCUCAGCCGGCCGUCACACUUUCUCCUUCUCCCCCGCACAUCCUCUCUAAAACGGCUUCCCCCUCCCCGGUCACCUCUGUGACGGCACACUCUCCCCCUACGUUCAACUGCUCGCGGAUCCCCAGCAGAGAGCUGCUGGGACCCACCCUGACGGCCAACAGAGUAAGCCCCCAGGGUGGGCCUCAUACUCCCAUGUUGGACCCCUCCCUCGACGAGGCUCUGGACAGCCUCCUGGCCAUGAGUUUCCCAAAGGACAUGCCGAGCGAGAUGGACGACCGCUGCCAGAGCGGAUUGGUCUGCGAGGUGCAGGAGGACCCCAUCCUGCCCAUGGACAGGCACAGCAUGCAGCCCGACAUGUUCGCCGGCAGCACCACCACCACCACGGACGGCUCGCUGUACGGGGGCAUGGACGGCCACGGGGACCUGGAGUGGGCCGACGAGGAGCUGUCCGUGUCCCUCAACGACGGCCUGGACGGCACCAUCACGCCGUACACCGAGAGGCCCUACACCGACGGCAGCAUGACCCCGCUCACGGAGGCCAGCUGGAUGGACGAGUCCAUGACACCUUCCUCGUGCCCCGGCACUCCCGACGUGGCCUUGGACCUUCCUCUGAUGCAGCCCGCCACUAUGGAUCGCGUUUCCGCCUCAGGACAUCUCAAGUCAGUCAUAAAGCGUACCAAAGAGACGGCCAACGUGCACCCCGUGCUCAGAGACGGCCUCCUGCGGAGGAAAGUGGGGCCGGUCAUCGUCAACAAGAGCAACUCCCAGGACCGCCUGAUCGAGGAGCUGCAGGGUAAGCUAGGCAUCGGCCGCGCUGAGCGCCGCCGCAAGCAGCAGGACGACUGGCUCACAGAGGGCGUCGUCGUCAUGUCCAAACCGCAGCGGUUACGGAUGGACGGGGCGGCCGCGGAGGUGGAAAAGAUAAUAAUCGCUCGAGAUUUGCUCAUCCCACAAAGGAAAGCGUUCCCGCCUACUUCCCCCCCGGCCCCUCGCCGCACCCCCGCCGCGGAAGAGCCCCCCAAGAGGCUGCCCCCCGCCAGGCACCCCCCGGCUCCUACCCCUCCUCCUCUCCCGCCUGCCACGUCCACCCACUCGCACUACUCCUACGACCACGAGCCCUUACACAGGGCCAUACCGGCUCACCACACCGUCAAGCCCUUCUCCUCCCCUGUAAUGCAGCCCCCAGCCCCAGCCCCAGCCCCAAAGCAACAACCCCCUCCCUGUGUUGUCAGACCCCUGGCCACGCCUCCACACCUGGAACCCGUGCCCGCGGUCGUCCCAAAGGUGCUGGUGUCCGUCGGCUGUCAAACCGAAUGCGACCCCAUCUUCCCUUCAAUGCAGAUCAGUGCUCAGGGGAAGGGUAGUGGGCCUCCCACCACUCAGGUGAACAAACUGGACAACAUGCUGGGGAGCCUGCAGUCAGACCUCAACAAGCUGGGGGUGCAGACGGUGGCCAAGGGGGUGUGUGGGGCCUGCAGCAAGCCCAUCGUGGGGCAGGUGGUGACGGCCAUGGGGCGCACAUGGCACCCCGAGCACUUUGUGUGCACACACUGUCAAGAGGAGAUCGGUUCUAGAAACUUCUUUGAGCGUGACGGGCAGCCCUACUGUGAGAAGGACUACCACAACCUCUUCUCCCCACGCUGCUACUACUGCAAUGGACCCAUUCUGGAUAAAGUGGUGACGGCGCUGGACAGAACAUGGCACCCUGAACACUUCUUCUGUGCUCAGUGUGGAUCCUUCUUCGGACCCGAGGGUUUCCAUGAGAAAGAUGGCAAGGCGUACUGCCGGAAGGAUUACUUCGACAUGUUCGCCCCCAAGUGCGGUGGCUGUGCCCGAGCCAUUCUGGAAAACUACAUCUCCGCACUCAACUCUCUCUGGCACCCCGAGUGUUUCGUCUGCAGGGAGUGCUUCACCCCGUUUGUGAACGGCAGUUUCUUCGAGCACGACGGGCAGCCCUACUGUGAAGUGCACUACCACGAGCGGCGCGGCUCCCUGUGCUCCGGCUGCCAGAAGCCCAUCACGGGCCGCUGCAUCACCGCCAUGGCCAAGAAGUUCCACCCGGAGCACUUCGUCUGCGCCUUCUGCCUCAAGCAGCUCAACAAGGGCACCUUCAAGGAGCAGAACGACAAGCCCUACUGCCAGGGCUGCUUCGUGAAGCUGUUCAGCUAGAGAGGAGGUGGGAGAGGUGGGAGAGGAGGAGGAGGAGGAGGAAGAGCAGCAGCAGCAGGAGGAGGAGGAGGAGGAGGGGGGGGAUGGAGGGGGCGACAGAAGCGCAUUCAGAAGUUGAUGUGAUUCGUACGGAUGGCAUUUUUGAAUAUGAAUGGGGUUGUUUUGAGUGCAGACUUUGGAAGUGUAUAUGGUAUAAGUAUCUGCAUGUAAUUUGGGCAGUACACCAUAUGCUUUUUGAUAUUUAUAGAAUAAAAAAUAACCUGACCCGUUUAUUAGUAGCGGUCAUACACUUUGAAAGCUGGGGCUGUUACACAGGCUAAGCGUGGCCUCAAAUGGGUCCGUUUCUCUCUUCAGUGGAACGCAAAUGUUUAGCAGGUCCAAACCUGCGGUUCUCCGAGGGGGGGGGGGGGGGGGUUAGAACAUGGAGGUUUAUCUUGAUGGGGCUGAAGCUUACCAACACUGAAGCUGCACGCACAAUGCUUGGCGUUUAAAGCUUGUUGCUCACUGGUUGAGUGUGAAUUUUGGAAUUCAUUAUAGAAUAACUGUUUAAACAUGAAUUGUUUAGGUUGUAUGUAACGAGAUGAUACUAGCCAAGUGGUGAAGGGAAUUAUUUUCUGAUUGUUUAAAAGAUUAUAAAUAUGGACUGUGACAUUCUGAUAACAGACUGAAAAUAGGAGCUGUUGUAUUUAAGAUCAUCUAUAGGUCUUCAAACUAUAAUGGAAUCAAUAACUUGGUGAGGAAGUUGAGUUAUUUUUUAGAAGUCAUUAUUCACGCCCCAAAAUAAUCAAUCCCAAUUGACCGUAAAACAAUAUAUACAAAUAUAUCGUGCAGUGAUGGCAUUCUUCAGGAUACUGUAAAUGUUACAGAGACUAAUCUAAAGUCACGCCUUUUCAGUCACAGAUCAUUCCCCGUCCGUUGCAGAGAUGCUAGAUAGAAUUCUAAAAAAUAUUCCUCUGAGCUGCAGUGCAGUCGUAGUUUGUCGCGGCCUGUGAACCGAUCAUUCAGUACGAUACUGGACUUCUCUGCUUCAUACUGGUAACACUGGGAGUGUAUUCUAAGAUCAAAUGUAGCUUUGGCUCCUCCUGAGACUAGCUGGUCUAACUUCAAACUGACUGAAACGCUCAAUAUUUUUUUACUUAGUUGAUAUAGCUAUAUAAAUUACGACUAACUUUCCAGUUGAAUGUUCUGUGUAGCAUGUGCAUCUAAUUAAUAACCACUCGUUAGAGAGGCCGACGGCCUCCAGGAGUAUUUCUGUUUUGUUUUUAUCACUGUAUUGAGAUGCUGGUGAAAUUGUUUUUCUAGGACAUUCACAAAUCAACAAGAAUAAGUAUGCAAUAUGAAAUACUCCUUUGCCAUUGCUUGUUAACAAAAGAUCAAUCUUUCAGAAAUCAAGCUUGUAUCUAAUUUUAUUUUCUGUGCCAAUGUAAUGUCUUUUAACACUGUUAUAACCAGCAUCACAGAUGACCUUCAUAGUCUCGAUCAUUACAUCUGUGACUUCACUCAAACAUGUAAACAGUUUAAAUAAAAGUCUGGUGCUCUCUCAUGAAAGGACUUUAGACUAAUUUGACUCUGAGUAGUAACUACUGUUUAGCCAUAACGGCUGGAAACGCAUCUGCAGAAUUGUUACCUGGUUUAACCUUGUAAAGCAAUAUGUAUCAGGCCUCAUGACUUCAGGGAAUAAUAGAGCCGUGCAUCUUAUAUCAUAUUAAGUCUGUCUAAACUGUCUGCUUUAAUAAUUGAAGUACAUGCUAUUUAGCCAAAGCCAUAGAUAUUUGUCAAUUUUUUCCUGUUUCUGUUCCAAUUUCCUCUUCACAACUUAAAGAUGUCCUAUUUAGGGAGCUGACUCACUGCUCGCCUGAUAAAUCAAAUAAAUACGUUUUGGUAACAAA
Gadus macrocephalus (Pacific cod) is the source of this 5633-nucleotide messenger RNA. It is a transcript of the gene pxnb, whose product is annotated as paxillin b. The record is from RefSeq and is a predicted model, not a curated record. The coding region runs from base 193 to 3744 and encodes 1183 amino acids. Gene Ontology annotation, biological process: endothelial cell migration; transforming growth factor beta receptor signaling pathway; substrate adhesion-dependent cell spreading. Lineage: Eukaryota; Metazoa; Chordata; Actinopteri; Gadiformes; Gadidae. The transcript is spliced from 14 exons.